ACUCUGAUAGGGGGCGGAUCCAACGAUGUAUGUACUUUCGUGGCUUCUGUGAGGCAGAUUUUUAUUUAUUUUUUAAAUCCGGUAAAAUACUCGUUAUUUUCAGACUGCACCGAUGAAACAUCACGUACAGUACAUGCGUUUGAAAUGCGAAAUUGCGAUAAUUAUGGAGGAAAGUGUGCGAAAUCUCUUCACUACGCACGCUGACUGGAACAUUGGAGGAAGGAGAAAAUGCACACACAUGCUGCGGCUGAAAAGACUCAGAGCAUCGUACUGUAGCGGAUAGAGGGAUGCACGCCUCUCUCAGUAGAUUAUCCCUAUGCUUACUGGUUCAGAUUACCAACCACAAAGAUGCAGAGGAGGAGAAACACAAUGGAGAACCCUUUAUUCUGUUCAUCUCCCAAUCAACACCAUGGAUGGAUUCAAGUCUCAGAUAUGAGGAGUCCUCCAGGCCACUGGAUGUCGUGUGGUCACUCAUGUGCUGAACAUGCUGUGUGGAACCCCAAAUUCUGUGUGGUCACCGACUAUCAAAUGCUGCUUUUGGACAAGGAAGAGAUUCACCCUCUGCUCCUUCAGGAAAAGAGAACUGAUAGCAGUAAGUCCAGACUGCUGCGUCGCACCAUCAGUGUUCCUGUGGAGACGCACUUCCCAGGGUUCCAGAGUCACCUCUCGGUGGACAACAAUGAGAGAGCGAGUGGAGCAGGAGAGGGAAGAAGAGAGGAUGAAGGAUUUCUACAGUUUUUCACCGUGAUAAACAAGAGAAUCUUUCAGUCAUUCUCUCUGAGUCACUUCUGGCCUAUGGGAACGGCAUGCAUGUCUGCUUUGACUGAAGGGGACUCUUUAAUUAUUAGACCAAAGACAAAAGACUGUGUGUUUGCAUGCUCCCAUCUAACCGAAUGUCUUGUGGCAAGAAUAUCUUUAUAUUAUCUUUCGUCUUUUAGGGUGUUUGCGUGUAAGAAACUUUCACGCUUGGUCUCUAGAGUCACUCUUUCGUUACAGAAGCCCAUGAGAACAGUAUAAGAGAACAGAUCAGGUUUGAUGUUCUAUCCUUCAGCUUCUGCUAGUCCCUUAUUAAGACUCUCGGGGAUCCUUUGCCACCAUCUGCCUGUCCAGUUGCAAUAUCUUUGUAUGUGUGCCAAGUACGCUUGAAACUUUCUGAGUUAUUUUAAUGUGUCCAUAUGCUGAUCUUUAUGUGUGUUGUAUGUGUGCAUAUUUGCAUAUGCUGCGCUUGCCUGCAUUUGUAGUCAGUCAAUUUGAUCAACGUCAAAAAUUUGUGUGGG
Molecule: messenger RNA, 1277 nt
Organism: Danio rerio (zebrafish)
Lineage: Eukaryota; Metazoa; Chordata; Actinopteri; Cypriniformes; Danionidae
Source: RefSeq, marked predicted